This is a messenger RNA of Gossypium arboreum, 795 nucleotides long. RefSeq lists its product as uncharacterized. Bases 72 to 545 code for a protein of 157 amino acids. NCBI's taxonomy places the organism in Eukaryota, Viridiplantae, Streptophyta, Magnoliopsida, Malvales, Malvaceae. The record is from RefSeq and is a predicted model, not a curated record. The transcript is spliced from 2 exons.
AGCGGUUGUGUGCGAAGCUGCUAGACUUUAUCUGCGAAGAUGCAUGCUCACUAAAUUUCGUUAUUUAAACCAUGUUUGCAGCCUUUUUAGUAAGGAAGAUCAUAACUCAAGCUGCUUCAGUUCAGAACUUGAGCUAUUACAAGCUUACAAUGGCACCCAGAAGAAGGACUGAUCAUGUGGCGUCGAAACCAGAAAUGACGAAGAAGCAUUUGAAAGUGAGGGAAAAAGCCAAACGACUGAAAGCCGAGAUGGUUGGAAAGGUAAGGGACGACCAACUAGGUUUCAAAGAGGAGCAGAUAAAAUCAAUAACAAAGUUCGGAGAGAUUGAGAGGCAAUGUCAUGAGCUGAAACAAGAAGUUCAAAUGAUCGCCAAACAAUCAACCAUGACUGGAAUCAAGCUGGUUGUCAUGUUGGGAAUCUUAAAAGCUCAUGAGGGUGGAGAUUUGGUUCAAGCUGCUAAUCUCACUCGCUUCCUUCGUGAAGUUGUUGCCAUGGAAAAAGCAAAUGAAAUCUUGGCUCAAGUCAAAGAUGAAGAAGAUUCAUAGACAUCAAAUGCAAUGAAUAACAAUUCUUGGAGUCUAAUGCUACCUGCGCAGUGUUUUGGUGGUCAGGGGAGGAGUUUGAAGAGUGCUUUGUUUUCUUACUGUAUUUUAUUUUCACCUUGACUGUGUGUGCCCUUCCUUCCGACAAGUAAUGUGUUGGUUGUGUUAAAGAAUGGCCAAAGACUAAUCAUGAAAUAUUGUAAUAACAUAUUUAUUUUACAUUGUUUAUUAAUAUAAUGCAUUGCGAUUAUUA